UCAAAGAAAAAUCAUGGAAGGGCUCAAGGCUUUCCAACAUAUGGUUGCAGUAUACACAACUCUGCUAGCUAUUUCAGUCAUUUCAGCUAAUGCGCAGAUCAGUACACCCUGCACUACCUCAAUGAUCAGCAGCUUCACGCCAUGCUUAAAUUUCAUCACAGGGAGCACCGGCGGCAACGGGUCUUCGCCAACAGCUGGCUGCUGCAGCUCACUAAGAUCACUCACGAGUACUACCAUGGAUUGUGCUUGUCUCAUAAUAACUGGGAGUGUUCCUCUUCAACUUCCCAUUAACCGAACACUGGCUAUCUCCCUCCCUCGAGCUUGUAACAUGGGAAGUGUGCCAAUACAGUGUAAAGCCUCUGGUACUCCCCUACCAGCUCCAGGUCCUGUCCUACUGGGGCCAACUCUCCCACCUCCAGCCGCUGCUCCCCUGAGUCCACGAGCUUCCAAAGCAGCAGCAGCAGCAACACUGGCUCCAGCACCAGAACCUGAAACAGCUAUAGAACUAUCACCGGCAUCCCCACCAGUGGAUUCAGAAACUCCAACAACAACCACUCCGGGAAUCCGACCAGUGCUUACACCAUCAGCUUCUAAUCCAUCUUACAUUUCUUCACCUCUCCUGUUAAUAGUUCUAGGAAUCAUGGUUCUCAAGUGCUACUAAGUUGUCGAGUACUCUAUUGUCUCAGGUGUUGUGUUCGAUCAUUUGUCGAUCUUUUCACUCCGUGGGUGACAUUCUAUAGCUUUGGGUUUGAUUUGAACUUGAUGAGAGCAAUAACAUGUCAUUUGUUGUCUUAUCUGUGAUAAAUAAAACUGAGUUAAUUGUUUGUUA
Vitis riparia (riverbank grape) is the source of this 829-nucleotide messenger RNA. Its product is annotated as non-specific lipid transfer protein GPI-anchored 2-like. The coding region runs from base 14 to 661 and encodes 215 amino acids. The record is from RefSeq and is a predicted model, not a curated record. The transcript is spliced from 4 exons. Lineage: Eukaryota; Viridiplantae; Streptophyta; Magnoliopsida; Vitales; Vitaceae.